Messenger RNA from Camelina sativa (false flax), 1213 nucleotides. The record is from RefSeq and is a predicted model, not a curated record. NCBI's taxonomy places the organism in Eukaryota, Viridiplantae, Streptophyta, Magnoliopsida, Brassicales, Brassicaceae.
AUGACACUUUUUCUAUGGUAUUUGUAUUUUCUUAUGCUUGUGUUAUAUUGCAGUGCACGUCUUGCUCUACCAGAACCAGAGGCGAGUGAUAGAACAACUGUAAUGCUCCAUGAGAGAAGACAUCAACACAAACCCUUUGUAGUUAAUUUUCAGCCAUCUUUAUUGCUUUCUCAAGAAAAAGAGCAAGAAGUGAAAAGAUUCGGAAACUGUUUCCCAAUCAUUGAAGAACCGGCAUCACCUGAACCAGAGUAUACAAUGCAUGACAUUGAGGAUUAUCCUUGGGACAAUAACAGAGUUUUAAAUUCUAAGUUCUUGGAAAAUGAUCCUUGGGCAAGUCAGGAGAUGAUUCCUACAAUCAUGCUCAACAAGGAAGCUGGUUCAUCAACAGAAUUGGUGGUACUAAGCGCAGAAGCAGCAGCAAUACCUACACACCAACUCAAGACCAAGGAAAGGCUACGCACAGAGCACCUCGUCUAUGAGCUCCCUGACUACCAUCCUAUUCUAGAAAGGUUUGAGAGGCAAGAAGCUGAGGAUAUAUUUCCCUACCUGUUAGCCAUUUGGACGCCGGGUGAAACUGAAAACUCCAUUCAACCGCCUAAACAAAGAUGUGAUUUCCAAGGAAACGAAAAUACAUUAUGUCAUGAGAAGAAAUGUUACCAAUGCAACAAGAUACGGGAAGAGGAAUCAAAAAUAGUGCGAGGAACUAUACUGAUACCUUGCAGGACAGCAUUGAGAGGGGGCUUCCCUCUGAAUGGCACUUACUUCCAAACCAAUGAGGUUUUUGCUGACCAUGCCUCUAGCAUCAACCCAAUUCACGUCCCAAGAGAACAGAUAUGGAAACUGCCAAAGAGAAUCGCAUACUUUGGAUCUUCUGUGAGCGUAAUUUGUAGAGGUUUAACAUUGGACAAUAUCCGAGACAAUUUCGAGAAAGGAUAUGUUUGCGUAAGAGGAUUUGACAGGGAGAAUCGUACGUCAAAGACUCUAGUGAGAAGACUGCAUUGCCCACCGAGCAACCAAGAACCAAAACAACAAGAAAAGAAGCCCAAAAAACAAGUAAAGAAGCCAAGAAAACAAGGAAAGAAGCCAAAGAUACAAGGAAAAAAAGCACCUCCGAAUAGCAUAAAGAUAGAGUUAGACAUUGGAUUCAUGGGUUAGAGGGGUAUACAUCAUCAAGGUCAUCAUAGCUUUCACCAAACUUUCAUCAGAUUUUUUU